Molecule: messenger RNA, 3809 nt
Organism: Astyanax mexicanus (Mexican tetra)
Lineage: Eukaryota; Metazoa; Chordata; Actinopteri; Characiformes; Acestrorhamphidae
Gene: ireb2
Product: iron-responsive element binding protein 2
Exons: 22
Coding region: 84-2999 (971 amino acids)
Biological process (GO): tricarboxylic acid cycle; citrate metabolic process
Cellular component (GO): mitochondrion; cytosol
Molecular function (GO): iron-responsive element binding; aconitate hydratase activity; 4 iron, 4 sulfur cluster binding
Source: RefSeq, a predicted model, not a curated record
ACUCCUGUCGCUAAUUGGCUGGAUGUGGGGGAGGCGUUACCACACUCCUCUCGAGCAGAGUCGUGUUAAUCUCAGAAGUCAUCAUGGCGCUCACUUCCUCACAGCAAGAGCACCCAUUUGCCCAUUUGAUUGACACACUACAAACUGAGAAAAAUGAAGCCCAGAAAUAUUUCAAUCCUCAGAAACUUGGGGAUCCCAAAUAUGAGAGACUGCCGCUUUCUAUUCGUGUGCUGCUAGAGUCUGCCAUCCGGAAGUGUGAUGGCUUUUAUGUGAAGCAGGAAGAUGUGGACAAUAUUCUGAACUGGGAAGAACGACAGAAUGAGGCAGAAAUCCCGUUCUUCCCUGCACGAGUCCUGCUGCAGGACUUCACGGGCAUUCCAGCCAUGGUGGACCUGGCAGCCAUGAGAGAUGCUGUGGCAAAGAACGGAAUCGACCCCAACCUCAUCAACCCCAAAUGUCCUACUGACCUUAUAGUAGAUCACUCACUACAAAUCGACUUUAGCAAAUGUGCCAUCCAAAAUGCCCCUAAUCCUGGCGGAGGUGAUGGACAAGGGACAGGUCCACGCUUGGGCCCUGCACGGUCUUCUCCCAGAAACAGCCAGUGUGGAGGUCAGAGAGGAAGUUGCAGCAAAGGCUCCUGCAGUGAUGCUCCCUCCAAUGCCAGCAGAGCACCUUCGGUACAGAUAGAAAAUACGCCACUUCUCUGCCCCUUCCAUCUGCAGCCUGUCUCAGAGCAAGAUACAGCCGUCAGGAACCAGGAGAUGGAACUCAUACGAAACAAAGAAAGACUUCAGUUUUUUAAGUGGUGUUCUAAAGCAUUUAAGAAUGUGACCGUGGUUCCUCCAGACAUUGGUUCUGUGCACCAGGUCAAUCUGGAGUACCUGUCUCAAGUAGUUCAGGAGAUUGGGGGCUUUGUCUAUCCAGACACAGUUGUAGGCACAGACUCCCACACGACUAUGAUUAACGGCCUUGGUAUACUCGGCUGGGGUGUAGGAGGAAUAGAGUCUGAGGCAGUAAUGCUGGGUCAACCUGUAUCUCUGACCUUGCCACAUGUUGUGGGGUGCAGGCUGGUGGGAUCCAUCAGCACACUGGCUACAUCUAUAGACAUAGUUCUCGGUAUCACAAAGCACUUACGUCAAGCCAGUGUCGGUGGGAAGUUUGUGGAGUUUUUUGGACCAGGAGUUUCUCAGCUCUCUGCUGCAGACAGAACCACCAUUGCUAACAUGUGCCCUGAAUACAAUGCUACUGUUAGCUUUUUCCCUGUGGACGACACCACUCUCAAGCACUUUAAACAGACCAACUUUACAGAAGAGAAACUUGAAGUUAUGGAGCGAUACCUUAAAGCUGUUAAGCUGUUCCGGAGCUCCGAUGAUCAGACAGAAGAUCCACAAUAUUCUGAGGUUAUUGAAAUCAACCUAGCUUCAAUUGUGCCCUGUGUAAGUGGACCCAAACGGCCGCAGGAUCGAGUACCUGUACCCUGUAUGAAGGAGGACUUUCUCAACUGUCUCAAUGAGAAGGUGGGUUUUAAAGGGUUCCACAUUCCAAAAGAGAAGCAGUGCAUUACAGUGCCGUUUCUACAUGAGGGUACCGAGUACUUUCUGUCUCACGGAUCAGUUGUCAUCGCCGCCGUUAUCAGUUGCACUAAUAAUUGCAACCCUUCUGUCAUGCUCACUGCAGGCCUUUUAGCAAAGAAAGCUGUGGAGGCUGGUCUUACGGUAAAGCCUUACAUCAGGACCAGCCUAGCUCCAGGCAGUGGCAUGGUUACACACUACCUCAACGCCAGUGGAGUGCUGCCUUACCUAAGCCAGCUUGGGUUUGAGGUGAUUGGUUAUGGAUGUGCCACUUGUGUAGGAAACACAGCACCUUUACCUGAGUCUGUGGUAGAUGCUAUUAAACAGGGUGAUCUGGUUGCAUGUGGAGUGUUGUCUGGUAACAGGCAUUUUGAAGGACGCCUUUGUGACUGUGUUCGUGCCAAUUAUCUAGCUUCACCUCCCCUAGUGGUUGCCUAUGCCAUCACGGGCACAGUUGGAAUUGACUUUGAGAAAGAGCCUAUUGGCUUCAACCCAGAAGGCAAAGAGGUGUAUCUUAAAGAUGUGUGGCCAUCUAAAGAAGAAGUUCAGGAUGUAGAAGAACACACAGUUGUUGCCUCUGUAUUUAGAGAGCUUAGGAGUCGGAUGCAGAAAGGAAGCACGUAUUGGAGUAACCUGGAUGCACCAGAUGCUCUGCUUUUCCCUUGGGAUCCCAAAUCUACAUACAUCCGUUGCCCCCCUUUCUUCAGCAAACUUUCUAAAGAAAUGCCAACUCCUGUGUCCAUCGAUAAUGCUCAUGCUCUUCUCUUUUUGGGGGACAAAGUCACCACUGAUCACAUCUCUCCUGCCGGUAGUAUUGCACGUGUCAGCGCAGCUGCAAGAUACCUACAAAGUAAACGCCUCACCCCUAGAGAGUUUAACUCUUAUGGAGCACGGAGAGGAAAUGAUGCUGUAAUGACUAGAGGAACUUUUGCUAGCAUUAAACUCCAGAACCGUUUUAUUGGCAAAACUGGCCCCAAGACGCUUCACAUUCCUUCUGGACAGACGUUGGAUGUGUUUGAGGCAGCGGAGCGGUACCAAAGAGACGGAGUUCCCCUCAUCAUUUUGGCAGGGAAAGAGUAUGGCUCUGGCAAUUCCCGGGACUGGGCGGCUAAAGGACCUUACCUACUGGGAGUUCGGGCAGUGAUUGCAGAGAGUUUUGAGAAAAUGCAUAAGAACCACCUGGUAGGGAUGGGUAUUGCUCCUCUACAGUUCCUGCCUGGACAGAAUGCUGACUCACUGGAGCUCUGUGGAAAAGAGAGAUUUUCUAUUUCAAUACCAGAGGAGUUCACUCCUCAACAAGAAUUAACCGUAAUGACAAGCACAGGAAAGUGUUUCCGUGUGGUGGCUCUGUUUGAGAAUGAGAUGGACGUUGCGUUUUAUAGACAUGGAGGUAUCCUGAAAUAUGUGGCUCGGGGUAUGCUCCAGUAACAUCUGUGGCCUGCUUCUUCUUGUCUCUAGACUCUGAUCCUGGGUCAGUCUUGGAAGUACUGAGUACUCCACCGACAGGGCUAUUUAUGGCCUAGCAAUUGCUCUGAACUCCAGUCAGUGAUUUUCAGGCCAUGGACUCUGCUGUGCCUGUUUUCUGCUGUUUCCUCUGUCACACCUAGGGCAUCUGCUGAAGGAUGCAUCUCUCUUGCACUUAAAAAUAAAUAAAUAAAUAAAUAAAGGUCUGUGCAUGGGUCUCUAAAAUGUCUGUAGAAAUGGACAUUUUUGUUUGCAGUGCCUGCUCAGCUCGUAAGUGGACGAAAUUUCAGUCAAGGUUGAAGAUUGUGGUGCUAGGCUCCUGCACAGGCUACUCAAUGUGCUUACUUUCGCCGGUGCUUCUCAAACUCAAACUGCAUUCUGGUCUUUUACUUCUGCUGUAGUGCUUACAGGCAGAUAGAUGGAGCUUCUUUUCUUUUUCAGUUUUUUUUUUUUAAUUAUUUGUGUUUAGAAAAUUAUUCAGUUAAAAGUGUACGAAGUCAAACGAAAUGCCUGUUCACCUUACUUAUUCCAGCUUUUUUUAUGUUGUGAUAUAUUUUUUUUCUUUUUCUUAUAAAUGUUACCCUCACAUAUUGCCAUCAUUCUGAGGAAGAGAAAAAUCAUUGUUUAUUUUUUAUCCAAUCGAGCUCAGAAAUCUUUACGUUAACAGUUUACAUAUAUCUCUGACCCUUGAGUGUUUUGAGUGCUUGUGUGGACAGUGACAAUGACUGGAUGUAGAUAAUUGCAAUAAACCUGAUGUCAUUUGUUGUUCAUUUA